Messenger RNA from Poecile atricapillus (Black-capped chickadee), 3602 nucleotides. It is a transcript of the gene AQP3, whose product is annotated as aquaporin 3 (Gill blood group). Gene Ontology annotation, cellular component: basolateral plasma membrane; plasma membrane. The record is from RefSeq and is a predicted model, not a curated record. Gene Ontology annotation, biological process: glycerol transmembrane transport; water transport. Bases 92 to 976 code for a protein of 294 amino acids. NCBI's taxonomy places the organism in Eukaryota, Metazoa, Chordata, Aves, Passeriformes, Paridae. Gene Ontology annotation, molecular function: water channel activity; glycerol channel activity; urea transmembrane transporter activity. The transcript is spliced from 6 exons.
CAAAGGCAGCUGUGCUGGAGAGGAAACUUUGCUGAGGCUUUUUCAGCUGCUGCUUGUUCCCUGACACCACUUGAGAAUCACCUCUACUGCAAUGGGGCGGCAGAAGGACAUUCUUGCUACCAUUGAGGAGCACCUGAGGAUCAGAAACAAAUUAGUGCGGCAAGCGCUGGCUGAGUGCUUGGGGACACUGAUCCUAGUGCUCUUUGGCUGUGGUUCAGUUGCGCAGAUCAUUCUCAGCAGAGGGACUCAUGGAGGUUUCCUGACUGUCAACCUGGCCUUUGGCUUCGCUGUAACGCUCGGCAUUUUGAUCGCAGGGCAAGUGUCAGGUGGACACCUGAACCCAGCUGUCACUUUUGCCAUGUGCUUAUUGGCCCGGGAGCCCUGGAUCAAGCUACCAAUUUAUGCCCUUGCACAAACCCUGGGAGCUUUCCUUGGAGCUGGCAUAGUCUUUGGGCUGUACUAUGAUGCUAUCUGGGCUUUUAACAAUAACCAGCUCAGUGUUACAGGAGUGAAUGGCACUGCUGGUAUUUUUGCCACCUACCCAUCUGAGCAUCUGAAUGUUGUGAAUGGCUUCUUUGACCAGUUCAUUGGCACUGCCUCCCUGAUUGUUUGUGUCUUGGCUAUUGUUGAUCCCUACAACAACCCCGUCCCCACUGGGCUGGAGGCUUUCACAGUUGGCUUUGUCGUCCUCGUUAUUGGAACCUCCAUGGGCUUCAACUCUGGCUAUGCUGUCAACCCUGCCAGGGACUUUGGGCCUCGUCUCUUCACAGCCAUUGCUGGCUGGGGCACUGCAGUGUUCCAGGUUGGUAAGCCGUCCCACUGGUGGUGGGUUCCAGUUGUUGCUCCUUUCCUUGGGGCAGUUGCGGGAGUGAUUGUCUAUCAGCUGACAAUUGGAUGUCAUGAUGAGCCUUCUCCACCUGCCUCUGAGCAGGAAACAGUCAAGCUGGCUAACGUGAAGCACAAGGAGAGGGUCUGAGGAAGCUGCCACACAGAUCUGGCAGGUAUUCAUUACUCAGGACUGCAGCUGGCAAAAAGGAGACGUUAAGAAGAGCUUCAAGAACAACAGGAAGAGUUUUUUACCUGUCUUGAGAUAUUCUAGUUAUUUUUUUGUUUUGUUUUUGUAUAUCCCUGACAUAUUUGCUUUUGACAUUUCCCUGUGAGCCCUCCUCCAAAUGCAGUAUCAUGUAAUCUUUUCCUAAAAGAAGGGGAUUGAAGACUGUAGGAGUCAGGAGAGAAGUGGGAAUUGCAGUCCAACAUAAAUCAGGUGUUCAGGAAUUUGAAGCUCUUUUGAGCUAUGUUGCUGACAUUGCCUGUGACCUUGGCAAGCUGCUUCCCUUCAAACCUGAGUUCCAAUCUGUAGAAUGGGGAUCAUGCAAAACAAAUAGUUUUGCUGGCAUGGAUUGGAAACUCCUGCAUCCUGGAGGAAAUUUGCCUGUGAUUCUGUGGAUCAAAUUCUGCUUGAUGUUGCUCUAAUGUCAGUACUUUCACACCAGGAAUUAACUAGUCUAGAGGAUUAUUAGCCAAACUUUUAUAUCUCUUAUGAAUUCCUAGCUAUUGUAUCAGUCAGCUGAUCCACAAUGUCAGCGCAGUGAGUAACACUGCAUUGGAUUUUCAUUUAAUUUUAAGACUAAGUGUUUACAAAGAAGUGCACCCUGGUGUUCUAAUAAAAAUUUUUAGUAUUGCCAAGUCCUAGAAGAUCACAUCUAGGAAGUCCUUAUUCUAACCAAGGCUAACUUAGACAGAAAGCUUGGCUUCCAGAAGCAGACUUUCUAAUUAAUCAGCUUGUAUAUAAACUGCAAGCAGCUAAUAGCCAAGAUCCACUGGAAACAUAGUGUUGCUUGAGUUGCGUGUGUUCAUGUAAAUUUUACAAAGGUGUUGUUGGGUUGUUUUUUUGGUUUUUUUUUUUGUUUUAGUAGAUUUAUCUAUAAAUAUACUCCUUAAAGCUGUUACAAAAUACCAAGGUUGGGAUGAGUUCAUUUAGAGAUGUAUGGGAACUGCCGAUUCUCUGUCAGCUUUGAGAUAAUUUUGGGUUUUCCUUGGAUGGUCUUGGAUUACGGCAUUGUGGUUUUUGGAGCACCUCCUUUUCUACCUUGCAGAAUAACUGGGAAUAUCCCUGGUACUCAUGGCUGAGGGACUGAGGUCAGGCACCUCCUGUACUAGCAGUACUGGCAUCUCAGGGGAUCUCUGGCUCUCCCAAUGCCAUAAUAUUACAAAGUAUUUGAAAAAAAAUAUUGUUGUGAAAGAAUUUGUAAGUCCCAUGCAUUAGAGAAACUUGUUCAAAGCCUAUUUCUUUAAUGCAUAAAUUAAUUGAAAAAUGUAUCUUUGUACACAUUUCCAGUCACUAAAAGGAUGUAUUCUUUUUUUUUUUUCCUUUUUAAAAAAAUAAAAUGUCAAUACCCAUGAUGUGAAAUGCUAGUGUUGGUUGUAUUUUUAAGCAUCUGUCAGCAAACUUCACCAUGGAAAGGAAGUCAUCUAUAGCAAUAGCUUCCUCAAGCUCUUUUCCUCUUCAGCCUGGGUGAAGGGGAAUUAACCCUUUCAGGCAGUACCUCUACAUGCUCCAUUUGUGAUUUACUCCUUUCCCUUUUGGGGUGUGAUUUCUGAGGCAUGUGGAGGAGGAGUAGCUGUGUUCAGUAUAGUGACCAAGGUAUGGGCUGGGUGUGAGAUUGUCCUGCUGUCAGGCAUCUUAUUCUUAAGGCAAAAGAACAGCUGGUUAAGUGUUUGUCCUUCACCCAUUGUAAAAUUUAAAUUCCCUUUCUGUUCUUAACAUAGUUCUGAAUGUGAAAUCCUACUCUGCCUUCAUCUACUGUCCAGCCCCAUCUAGCAUAUUACGAGUCAAUUUUUUUUUUCUGUAGCUAUGCCAGGCAAGGAAAAGUACAACAGACCUGAACACAGUGCUCACAGAAUUAGAGAAGCAACUUACCUAUAAAUAAAAUUCUUGUUUCUCUUUGGCUGGUGUGUGUACUGCUGUAUUUUUCCUGUAUUAAUUAUGCUGCCUUAAAAUAACUCCUCACUUCCCACAUAGUGCCAUACUGAGGAAUUCAGUGAGGUCUGAAUGAAUGUGGUUUCCUGCAAUUCACCAGCUAGGAAUCAAAUGGCUUUUGGAAAGAAAUUUCCCAGGUUUGUUUGAUUUGCUCUCUAUGUGUGGACAGCACAUUGUUUUUUGGUUCUUUUUUUUCAUUUCUAACAUGAAAGUUUAUCCCUCCAACUCCGUGCAGCAGCCUUGUAUAUUACUGUGUUCAACUAACAUAGCUGCAGAAUUCAAUUCUCAUUUCCCUUCAUGACUGCCUCUUACUCUACUCUUCCACCACUUUGUAUCUCAAACUGUCUUGAUUGAUACAUGAAAAUUCUUGCUGCAGAUCUUAAGACUUUUGAUUCAUGGUGUAGUGUGGGUUCUGGAUUUUUUGGUCUUUUUCCCUUUCUCUGUUUGUUUGUGGGUUUUGUGGUUGUUGUUUCAUUACUAACCAGAUUACUCUUGCUUUUGCCUGGAAUGUAGCAAUCAGCUUUUACUAUAUCAGUGCCUUACUCAUGCCUCAAUGAUGUGUGUUAUUACCAUUUAUUAAAAUGGCAAUAAAAUGUCAGUUUCAGGCUGAAUUUUCUUUCUU